Molecule: messenger RNA, 2061 nt
Organism: Penicillium concentricum
Lineage: Eukaryota; Fungi; Ascomycota; Eurotiomycetes; Eurotiales; Aspergillaceae
Product: Zn(II)2Cys6 transcription factor
Exons: 5
Coding region: 1-2061 (686 amino acids)
Biological process (GO): DNA-templated transcription; positive regulation of transcription from RNA polymerase II promoter by galactose
Cellular component (GO): nucleus
Molecular function (GO): DNA-binding transcription factor activity, RNA polymerase II-specific; RNA polymerase II cis-regulatory region sequence-specific DNA binding; zinc ion binding
Source: RefSeq, a predicted model, not a curated record
AUGCCACGCCCCAAGGUCCAUCCAGCGAAUCGGCUGCGAGCAAACACUGCAUGCACUGCCUGUCGUGCAUCCAAAAAACGCUGUAGUGGUUAUUUCCCAUGCACCAACUGUACUCACAAAGGACGUGGCCGCUCAUGUACCCCAUUCAAGUCACCAAAUGUAGGCCUCCGCAGCCGUAUACCUCCUUCUCAACCCACAGUUGAGUCACCUCGGACACCGAGGGAAACAAGAGCCAAUUUGCAACCCUUGAUGUCGCAGUCUCAUGACAUUGGCACGCCCGAUCCCGAGUUUGAUACACUGGAGGCGGGUUCGCAAUCCCCUGAAGUUACGCAUCGGACACAUCCACGCAUGCUCCGCAACCUGCAAGGGGAACGAGUAUACGUUGGGAAAGCUGCCUCUCUGUCAUUUCUACAAUUGCUUCGAGAUACAGUGACUCAACAUAUCGGACCCUCACAGUUCUCUCAUAAUGGUGGCAGGGAGGAUAUGCUAGAGGCGGAAGCUCAUCAUGAUCUGUUGAAUUUCUCCGACGAAUUUUGCACCUUUGAUGAGAAGAGUCGAUUUAUCCAGAGUUAUCACGCAGCGACGAGCGGUUUCUUCAAUUUGAGCUCUAGUGACGACAUUUCAUCUUUGUUGAUUGGCAUAGUAGAGCCCAAAACCGACCGGGAAAAGACUAGGGCAGCUAUCAUAGACCUCAUGGUUGCUAUCGGAGCACAAUCCUACCCCAAAGACCCAAAGAACCUUCAGGUGGAGCGGUUCUACUUUGCUCGCGGCCAACUUGGGGCGUUUGCUAACAUGUUGGAAGAUCCCAGCAUGGAUCUAGUGCGAGUCUUUCUACUCAUGUCCUUCUACAUGCUGGGGGCGUGCCGUCGAAACACGGCAUUCAUGUACCUAGGAGUGGCAUCACGAGCUGCAGUGGCGCUGGGAAUUCAUGCCGACUCUCCAGGGUCAAUAACCCCCGAUGAAAGUGCUGGGAUCAAUGAACGAUCACGAUUAUGGAUGAGCUUAUGUAUUCUCGAUUUGCUUGUCAGUUCGAUCCUCGGGAGACCUUCUACUAUAUCACCUCUAUUGCCCGGGAACCGACAAGACCCUAGUUGGAUCGGGACCGCACCUAGUGAUCCUGGACUGGUGGCUUCAUAUCAGUUAUCGUUGAUCCUGGAUGAAAUAAUAACAUGUCUUUACAGUGAAAAGUCUGCAUCCGCAGAUAAAGCAAACCUGCUAUUAUGCAAAUUAAACACAUGGAGUGAAUAUCUGCCGCGAUCAUUAAGGACGUCGUCUUCGGGACACAAAGCUCAGAGCACUUUCCGGGAGCAUACGAUUGGAAGCAUGCAUGUUGCAUGUUCAUAUCAUUUUGCAGUGAUUUUAGUCACCCGACCUUUCCUCAUCUCGGCCUUAAGUGUCCGGCUGGCCCGGUUACACCACAGCCUCUCGACGGGUGAUCCCAGUGAGAAGGUGCCUGACGAGGAUCUAGCCCACUCUCGGCUCGCAGCGGCAUGUAUUGAUUCUGCUGUAUACAUGCUGCAAACAUGUCUGGAGGUGCAUAAGUCCGGCCUUCUUCUUCGGAAUAUGUGUAUUCUCAAAGCUUUUAUCUUUGCUGCAGCCCUUGUGCUCGGGUUCUCUAUGUUCUCUCGCAGUGAUGUGGAUUCUGAGAUUGAUGGUGUGUUCCGCGGUGCUCUGACCAUCUUGCGCAUGCUGGCUUCGCAGUCUGCCCAGGCAGCUCACUACCUCGAGAUUAUAACGUUGUUAGAGGCAGCUAUAAUUGAACAGCGCCAGCGACUUGCGGCCCAAACCCGCCAGCAACGGAGUCAAUACGUCAGUCGGAUAUUUAGUUUGAACGACACCCCGGCAACACCACAGACACAAACUAAAGGGGACGAAGAAGUGAGAAAUGCGACCCCACUUCAAUCGCAGAGUGUCACAUCAUCCCCAUGGUUGCAUUUUGAUGACAGCGCUGCCACUACUGUCACACCCCCCAUGAUUGAUGGGACUUUGUUUGACUGGGAGGGUAUGGAUUUGCCGUUAUGGGAUAGUUUCCCAUUUCUCGCCGAAUCGACUACAAUAUGA